CUGAAGAAUUCCCCCUCCCUGACCUCUUCCCUUUUGGUAUGGUUGCUGCUGGUUUCCCUUUAGCUGGAAUCUCUCUGCUGAGCAGGGGAGGGGAAUGACAUCAGAGGCAAGGGGGUGUGGGGGGGUGCCCCAUUCCCCAAUUGGCCACCAAGCACAAACCAUGGGCCUAUAAAACUUGCCAAGGGACUAGCAUCCUCCAAUGAGACCGUGGCUCCACAGAUUACCCUAGCUGCCGAGAAGGGACCACAGGAGACCGGCAGCCUUGCUCACUCCUGCACUGAACAGCUGCAGCCUCUAAGCCAUCAGGGCACACAUUAGCUAAAGGCCCUGCCGCUCUGCUCUAACGCUAACCGAGCCCAGCAUGACUUCUGCCAGGAGCUUGCAUGUGAACACGCCCCUGAGGGACAGCGUCCCGCUCUCCAAGGUGGCUGGCACCAACGUCUACCUGAAGCUGGACAAUGCUCAGCCCACAGGCUCCUUUAAAAUCCGGGGCAUCGGCCACCUCUGUAAAACGUGGGCGGAGAGAGGCUGCGAGCGCUUCGUAUGCUCCUCAGGUGGCAAUGCUGGCCUGGCAGCUGCCUACUCUGCCAGGAAACUGGGCAUCCCAGCCACCAUCCUUGUGCCCACGUCCACGCCAGCUUUCACCAUCGAGCGGCUGAAGGAUGAGGGGGCCACUGUCUGCAUUGUGGGAGAGAUGCUGGAUGAGACCAUAGAACAAGCCAAGGAGCUGGUGAAGAACAACCCUGGCUGGGUCUAUGUGCCCCCUUUCGAUGAUCCCCUCAUCUGGGAAGGCCACACGUCCAUAGUGAAGGAGCUGAAGGAAGACUUGGACUCCAAGCCUGGGGCGCUGGCCCUGUCUGUGGGAGGCGGCGGGAUGCUGUGUGGAGUGGUCCAGGGCCUCUGGGAGGCAGGCUGGGAGGAUGUGCCCAUUGUUGCCAUGGAGACCAAAGGGGCGCACAGCCUGAAUGCGGCCAUGGCUGCUGGGCAGCUGGUGACGCUGCCAGAAAUCACCAGCGUCGCAAAGACCCUGGGGGCAAAGACGGUGGGAGCGGAGACACUGAAGCUGGCCCGAGAGCACCCAGUCUUCUCAGAGGUCGUCACGGACCAGGAGGCAGUCAUGGCCAUCGAAAAGUUUGUGGACGAUGAGAAGAUCCUGGUGGAGCCGGCCUGCGGGGCGGCGCUGGCUGCCGUCUACAGCGGCGUGGUGCAGAGGCUGCAAGCGGAGGGGAAACUGGGCCGUGCCCUGGGCUCCCUGGUGAUCAUCGUGUGCGGGGGCAACAACAUCACGUUGGCCCAGCUGCAGCGUCUCAAGGAGCAGCUGGGCAUCCAGAACGUCAUGGCGGCCUAGGCUGGCAGGGCACCACACGGGGGGGAGGGGCGGGGGAGGGACGGGAGCUCUGGAGUUUUAUCCAGGGCCUUAUUUUAAGCGUGGGAUGCUGGUUUUAACAGUCAGCACAUUGGCAACGAUGUUCGUUUCUAACUUGUGGUCACGUCACGUCGCCUCGCCUCGAGCGCUGGAGCACACGGGCGGAGGCUAAACCUAGGGCUCCCAACCUGCCUACAACUUCCAGGCAGGGGUUCGUCCCCAGCCCCUGAGCAGGAAGGAAUCUCCCCCAAGGUCCACACCUCCGCACGCUGCUGUGCAUUAUUAUCGACAUCUGUUCCAGGAGCCCCUCCAGGCCUGCUCGGAGAUCAGGGCCCCGUUGUGGCAGGCACUGCCCAGACACGUAGUGAGAGACUGCCAGCUCUUUGGGAGCAGGGUCUAUCUAGCCCGACAAAGGACGGGAAAGAGGCCCGGAGAGAGGAAGUGAUUUUGCCCAAGGUCACCCGGCUGAGUCAGGAAUAAACCCAGGUCUCCUAGCUCCUUCUCCACUGCCCUGACCACCAGGCCAUGCUGGGUAACUGACUCACCUUCUGCAACACCGGGGCAUGUUUAGUCUGAAGAAGACUUGGGGGGAGUCGGGGACCUGAUCGCAGUCUUCAGAUAGGUUAUAAAGAGGCUGUGAUCACUGUUCUCCGUGUCCACUGGCAGUAGGACAAGAAGAACGGGGCUUAAUGUGCAGGGAGAGAGAUUCAGGUUAGAUAUUAGGAAAGACUUUCGAACGCUAAGGACAGUUAAGCUCUGGAAUAUGCUUCCAAGGGAGGCUUUUAAA
Messenger RNA from Trachemys scripta elegans, 2153 nucleotides. RefSeq names its product L-serine dehydratase/L-threonine deaminase-like. Gene Ontology annotation, molecular function: L-serine ammonia-lyase activity; threonine deaminase activity; pyridoxal phosphate binding. Bases 362 to 1348 code for a protein of 328 amino acids. Lineage: Eukaryota; Metazoa; Chordata; Testudines; Emydidae. Gene Ontology annotation, biological process: L-threonine catabolic process; L-serine catabolic process. The record is from RefSeq and is a predicted model, not a curated record. The transcript is spliced from 8 exons.